AUGUCUAAUAUGAAUGAUACUAAAUCUAACGUCACUCAGACUAUAUCACUGGUGGAUCGAGAUUUGAAAUCAUUUUUAUCUGUGUCCUCAAGUGUUGUUUUCCUGUAUGUCAAUGGAGUGAUGAUCUUCACCUUGAGGAAAAAGACUGUUUUUCAGGAGACAUCUCGCUACAUUUUGUUUGGUCACAUGCUUUGGGUGGAUACGCUCAAUCUUAUAAUGAGUGUAGUGUUGUUUGUGUGUGCUGUUUGUAGACUUUUUGUUAUGAAAUUUGCCUGCCUCAUCCUUCUCGUUGCUGCAACAGCUCUCUAUCAGGUCUCUACAUUAAAUCUGGCUUUGAUGUCACUGGAGAGAUAUGUGGCCAUCUGCAUCCCUCUCAGACAUGCAGAAAUCACCACCUACAGAAGAACUAACAUGGCCAUUGGUGUUAUUUGGAUGUUAAGCUGGGUGCAAUCCCUGUCUGAGAUUAUUAUAUUUUAUUCCAAUGAUACAAACUUAGCAAUGAAUUUGUUCUGCUCAAGAACCACUCUCUUCAGACUGCAGAUAUAUAAGAACCUUAAUAUAGCUUUUACAUGUAUAUUUUUUGUCACAGUGACUUUUGUUAUUAGCUUUACUUAUGCCUCUAUAGCUGUUGUGGCCAAAACAGCCUCAUGUGAUAAAAUGUCAGCCAAAAAAGCCAACAAGACUGUUCUGUUGCAUCUAAUACAGCUGGGUCUCUGUGCUGCAUCCAUUUUAGUUGGAGUUAUCCAAGAAGUCAUUUAUAUUUAUACUGACUAUAUAACUUCAUUGAAUGUGAUGUAUUUUUGCUUUGUAGUGUUUAUGAUUUUUCCACGAUGUUUAAGCCCUCUAAUAUAUGGCAUGAGAGACCAGGCCUUUAGAUAUUUAUUUCAAUACUACUUCACAUUUGGUCUCAAAAAGCAAAAUAGAUGUAAUACAGAGAUCCAUUUAGCAGGAGGAGGCUGAAACGUCAUGGUUAAAAACACAUUGAAAUAUUACAAGGCUUUGCUAGAUAAUGUUAUUUCAUUAUUAAGAUACAAAAGGAAAUUUAUACAAUGAGAUUUUGGAGAUGAACCUCACAGAACUAGCUGACCUUUGGCAAAACAUGCAACCAUUAAUGCUGUGAUCACCUGGAAAUCAUCUAAAAUCUAUAUGGUUUAAAUGUGAACAAUUAUCAUACAGUUUUAUACAUGUUUGGUAUCAUUUGAAAUGUCUCAGUGUGACUGGUACAAAUGUCUAAUUUCCAAAAAAGUAAAACAAAAGGUAAUAAAGAUAAAUUGCACACAAAAGAGGGUGGGUCUUCCAUGCAUAAUGGCCUCCUGUUCUCAAAGGUGUAAACUCAAUGCAAAUUCCCAUUAUUAGCAAAUGUUUUUCCAUGUAAAUCAACUUCUGCCUCCAGUAUGUUUGGGAUGGUGAUUAAUGUAAAUUCACACUGUGUUUACAUUUGACAAAACUCGUGAACU
Pimephales promelas (fathead minnow) is the source of this 1457-nucleotide messenger RNA. Its product is annotated as odorant receptor 131-2-like. NCBI's taxonomy places the organism in Eukaryota, Metazoa, Chordata, Actinopteri, Cypriniformes, Leuciscidae. The record is from RefSeq and is a predicted model, not a curated record. Gene Ontology annotation, biological process: detection of chemical stimulus involved in sensory perception of smell; G protein-coupled receptor signaling pathway. Gene Ontology annotation, cellular component: membrane. Gene Ontology annotation, molecular function: odorant binding; olfactory receptor activity; G protein-coupled receptor activity.